CAAACAUAGAAUUCUCCCUGCAUACUCUAUCCUUAACACAGCAGUCUCAGCAUGGACACCCGGUCACUCUGCAGAAUGGUGAAUCUCCUAUUGUGUUUCAUGGAAGUCCUGGGUGCUGCUUCGAACGAUGACGGCUGGUCUAUGAAGGUUCAGGCGGAGGUGCGUGCCAUGGAGGGCUACCCAGUGGUGCUGCCUUGCUCCUUCACCCACCCCCACCACACGCUGCACUCCUCCCUGCAGGUGGUGUGGCGGCUGGGCCACGGCCAGGGCUCUACGGUGCUCUACCACUGCUCCUCUCCCACUGGGGCCAGGACCUGCCAGCCAGGCCCUCAGCAGGACCAGCGUUAUCGCCUGGAGGGGAAUCCCCGAGAGCACGACCUCUCCUUGCGCAUCAACAGUGCCGCCCUGCAGGACAACGGACGCUACUACUGCCGUGUGGAGGUCCCCGGACACGCACACGCCAGCUACGAGGAUAAGAUGGGCACACGGCUUAGAGUUGAGGCUGCCCCACGAAUCCUGGGCCUGUCAGUGGAGGGCAGUGAGGAAGCUGGCUACAGGGCUCAGUGUCGUGUCCAGGGCUCUCCCCUACCUGACGUCCAGUGGCUGGGGCCUGACCAGCUCAUGGAAGGCUCCGACAUCUCUCCCCUCUCCCAGGAGUCCCUCGAGCAACAUUACACCACCAGUCAGCUCCGAGAUGUCCUCCCUGGGCAGCAGUACACAUGUAGUGCCUCCAACCCCCUGGGGAAGGACCAGGCCACCCUGUACAUGCUGCCCCCCAGGCAGGUGCAGGUCUCUGGGGAGGCCCCUCCGCUGCUGCUCCUGCUCUCCCUCUCCAUGGGGUUCAAGGUGCUCCUGCUGCUGGGGGUGGUAGUCUGGCUGCCGCAUGGAGGAGGCCCAGCAUGGCUCAGAUGCUGGUUCAAAUGAUACACUGUUUGCAUAUGCAUACACACUAAUCAAAUGUUUUAACUUCUCAUACAUUUUUCCAUUUGUCUUCAAUAAAUAAUACAUUAUGGACCUAUUUGUAUAUAAUUUGAUCCCACCUCAUUCCCUACCAAGGGUUUAUAUGUAAUGAAUAGAGUGCAAAUCAUUAGUUUAUUGUUUAUGAAUCUAACUCAUUGGUUGAAAUGUUGUGAUCAUCUAACUAUUUGUCAAGCCUCAAAAUGGGGGCUACACACAAAACCUCUGUACAUUUAAAGAU
This is a messenger RNA of Oncorhynchus gorbuscha (pink salmon), 1198 nucleotides long. RefSeq names its product V-set and Ig domain-containing protein. Gene Ontology annotation, biological process: regulation of osteoclast development; regulation of actin cytoskeleton organization; regulation of bone resorption. The record is from RefSeq and is a predicted model, not a curated record. The transcript has 3 exons. Gene Ontology annotation, cellular component: plasma membrane. Lineage: Eukaryota; Metazoa; Chordata; Actinopteri; Salmoniformes; Salmonidae. Bases 52 to 924 code for a protein of 290 amino acids.